This is a messenger RNA of Rhodotorula graminis WP1, 1655 nucleotides long. RefSeq lists its product as uncharacterized. Gene Ontology annotation, biological process: DNA replication, synthesis of primer. The record is from RefSeq and is a predicted model, not a curated record. The annotation marks the transcript as partial. The transcript has 8 exons. Lineage: Eukaryota; Fungi; Basidiomycota; Microbotryomycetes; Sporidiobolales; Sporidiobolaceae. Gene Ontology annotation, cellular component: alpha DNA polymerase:primase complex.
CGAUGCAGCGCGGCUCGAACGGCGGUGCGCUCACCUCGCGCCCGGUCAACACGCUCGGCGCGUCCUCGCUCGCCGGCCCGUCGUCCGAGGUCCACCUCUCCUCGUCGCGCUCGACCAAGUACCCGAACCGGCUCAACCUGUACGAGCGGCCGCCGCUUGACGAGCUCACGCUCGAGCAGUUCGAGGUGUGGGCCAUCGACCGGCUCAGGCUCCUCGCCGACAUCGAGUCGGCUCAAGCGCGCAACCGCCCGUUCAAGGACGUGCGCGAGCUGGUCGAGAAGCGCGCCGCCGAGCACCUCCCGCUCCACGCCGAGACGAGCGCGCGCACGAUCAACCUCGACGCCGAGCGCAAGAAGGACCAGUACUCGCACUUUAUCCUCCGCCUCGCGUUCUGCAGGUCAGAAGAGCUGCGGCAACGGUUCCUCAAGGCGGAGAAGGAGCUGUUCCACAUUCGGUGGGACACGGACGAUCCCGCCGAGCGAAGGAGGUUCGUCGACAGCCUCAACUUUGGGUGGGAGGUGGUGACGGCGGCAGAGAAGCAGGAGCUGUACGGCGAGUUGAUGGCGGCGUCGGGCCUCAAGUCGGACGCCAUGAUCGCCGAGUCGUUCUUCAAGGUCGAGUGGACCAAGGUGACGGACCUCGUCGCGCAACGCAAGGUGUUGUUGCGAGGCGGCAAGGCGUACGUCCCGUCGUCGCAGGAGUACUCGCUCGUCGCCGCCGAGUUUGCGUCUCGACUAGCACGAGGGCUCGAGCUCACGGCCAAGGCGCUCCCUCGACUUGACGAGGACACUCGCCUCGUCCCGAUCCUGUCGCACCUGUCGAUGGGCUUCAUGGCGGGCAUCACGUCCGACUACUCGUUCAUCUCGACGGCCGACGGCGAGGCCAUCACGGCCGAGAUGGUGCCCGAGCUCGCCAACCAGAGCUUCCCGCUGUGCAUGCGCAACAUGCAGGACACGCUCAAGGGCAGCAAGCACCUCAAGCACGAGGGCCGGCAGCAGUACAGCCUCUUCCUCAAAGGAAUCGGUCUCUCGGUCGAGGAGUCGAUCGCGUUCUGGCGCAAGUCGUUCUCGUCCAUCACCGACGACAAGUUCAACAAGGAGUACCGCUACAACAUCCGCCACAACUAUGGCCUUGAGGGCUCGCGCAAGAACUACACGCCCAAAUCCUGCACGGCCAUCAUCACGGGCCCGACACCUGGACCCGGUCAAGCUCACGGCUGCCCGUUCCGCCACCACUCGGAGCAAGCCCUCACGUCGCUCCUCCACUCGACCCUCGGCGGCACGCUCGCCAACGCCGACCUCAAGGAGAUCCUCGCCGCGACCCAGUCGGGCCACUACCACGUCGCGUGCACGCGCGUGUUCGAGCUGCAGCACGCCAAGCUGCCCGGCGGCGCGAGCGUGCCCAAGGGCGAAGGGCUCGGCGGCGGCGACUCGGUCGACCACCCGAACCGGUACUUUGACGCGUCGCGCAAGGCGAUCCGCGAGGCCAAGGACAAGGUCAAGACGGAGGACGGCGCCGAGGGAGGAGGAGCGGGCGCAGGUGCCGCCGAGGACGAGGAGAAGAAGCCGGCUUCGCAGGCGCGCAGGCCGGCGCAGCCGACCAUCCAGCAGAAGAAGCGCGAGGCGACGGCGGCUGCGAUGGACAUUGACGGCUGA